UGACAAAGAGGCAAAUAAAAACAAACAAUUGAAAAAGAGUAAACAAAAAGCCAAUAAUGCAAGUGACAAAGAAAGCUCCAACCAGUCUGUGACAAAUGUUGAAGUCAACAGAAAUAAGCAAGAUUCAGAUACUGAUAAUGAAAACUUUUUAACAAAUAAUGAAAUUUCAGCUUUGCUUAAAAGAUUGGAAACUUUGGAAAAGCUUCAGGCUGCCCAAGAUGUUGAAACCUCAAGCACACUAAAUAAUACAAAUAAUGCUUGCUUGACAUCUUCAUCCUGUACUACUCCAUUAAUUGCUCUUCAACAUCAGAAUACCAAUCACAUAACUCAAAAUAUAAGUCAAAAUAGUACAAUUGAACCGUCAAGUAGAUCUGAUAGAAGGUCCCAAAAUUCUGAUUGCAACCUACGUAACCAAAGUAAUAUGCCAACUAAAGGACAAUCUUUAAAAAUGCCUGGUAAAACAAAAACUAAUG
This is a messenger RNA of Racocetra fulgida, 473 nucleotides long. Lineage: Eukaryota; Fungi; Glomeromycota; Glomeromycetes; Diversisporales; Gigasporaceae. The record is from the annotation of a GenBank genome assembly.